Messenger RNA from Botrytis cinerea B05.10, 1131 nucleotides. RefSeq lists its product as hypothetical. Gene Ontology annotation, molecular function: protein binding. Lineage: Eukaryota; Fungi; Ascomycota; Leotiomycetes; Helotiales; Sclerotiniaceae. The transcript has 2 exons. Bases 39 to 1097 code for a protein of 352 amino acids. The record is from RefSeq and is a predicted model, not a curated record.
GAAAGCUACCUCAAUUCCACUACCUUUCACGGGUAAUCAUGACUUUUCCAACUCCACGAAAGCGAGAUGCCGAUGGCAACGAGAAGAUAGCCGAGCCUAUAGUUCUUCACCAACCAGGCUUCCUUAAUGAUGUCCGCCUCGUUGUCUUCGGCCAAGUGUAUCAUGCUCACUCCAUCAUCCUCAAACUGAAUUCCAAGUAUUUUCGGUCAGCUCUAGAAUGGGGAGAGAAGCACGCAAUCCCAUUGGGAAAUUUCCGUUAUAAUUUUACCUCUGUAGUUGAUGAAGAUGGAUUUUGGCUUAUGGAACUAAUCAAAUCGGCUUCAAACUUCGGCAACCACACGAAUACAAACAAAUUAAGAGUCCCGCAAACCGAGGAAGGAGAAAGACGUGCUUUCGAAGCUGUACUUUUUGCUUUUUACAACAGGCCAUACAUCAUUCACGGCUAUGAGAAUUUCAAGGACAUCUUCCGCUCGGCUGAUUCCUUGUGUGCUCGUCCUGCUCUUUCACAUACUUUGGAUUCAGCAUUUCAUAGAAGUCCUGGAUUUACUGAUACAAUUUGCCAAAACAGCGAUGCAUUGAUUCGAAUCGCUAAAGAGCUCCAUCACCCUGUGCUCUUCCGAGAGUGUUUAAUUUAUGUUGUUUCGAAAGCAAGCAGUACCGCUUGCAAAGAACAGUGGCAAUCAAAGUUCGACGAUGAUGAAGAUAUCAAAUCUUGUUUUCUAAAAGCACUCCAGAGUGUUGACUCCACACGAAAUUUAGUCGAUAGAGGGAUCGAAACUUUUAGCAAAGAUUCGAGGGCUUGGCAAGAAAUGCUGAUGGUGAAAGACGGUAUGAUGGAUGGUACACUGGAGUACCAAAGUGCUACAUAUUACCGAGAAGUGAUGAACCGUUUGGAAGCUAAAGAAUUGAAAAACAUCACUAUGCAGUGGUAUCAAAGUUUUCUAACUUUAUUGUCAAGCAACUUGGCUCUUGACCGAAAUUUAGGCCGUGUCGGCGAGGAAAGAAGCCCUGGCACACAGAGUAACAAAAAUGGCUUUUUUUGUGUUAGAAUUCGGGAUGAAGAUCUCCCAUGGGAUCAGAAUAUUGUGGACUGGUAAAAACCGGAGCUGGUGUGUCGAAAUUAUGUCCUGA